AUGCUUUUUACGUGCACUGCGUGUGGCGGUGCUACCACAGAUGAGGUGUGCCACAAAUGCAUCUCGCAGCCGAGCAGCCUUCCACAAGAGGCGUGUAGUCACCGCUCCCACCUCACUGAUGAUUCGCCGCAGAGUUUUCAACAGGAACAGCAGGAGGCCACCCCUGUUAUGCCACCGACGACACCGCGCAACGGUUACUUUGCGGGGCGAUGUGUUGUCGAAGAGGGGUCGACAGUUGGGCAUGAGCUCAUUGACCAAAACAGUAUCAAGCAGUCACCCAGUUUGAUGCCAGGUAUGUCCUCCCCGUUGCAAAAGAAUUCAACUAACAACACUUAUGAGGAGAGAGUGGGGGGCAGUAAUGUAGUUUUGGCUGCGCAUGAAAAUGUGCCUACAGUGAUGAAAUUUCCUAAAAACAGACGAGUCUCAACGCUUUGGAAAAUAAGGGCCACUAAGCCGCUCUCUAGUAGGAACAUAACAAAGGUAUGCUGUGUAGAGUUUGAUGGCGAAGGCUGGGGCAGCAUACUGACAGACCACGAAGACGGACUCUACGCAGCGUUACAGUUCGACAUUUCUAACGCUCUGUUCUUCACAUGCUCUUUUUCCUUCAGACUAAUGAAGACGAGCAGCGGAUUUGUCGUGUAUUGCACCAUAACAUACCCAGCACAUGUUGGCGACGACACCGUAUACCACAGCCUUGCUGACUAUCACUUUCCAGUCACACGACGGCUAUACCAGACCCGGUUACUCCGAGGUAAGUUAGGCUUGCCCAUGCAGAAUCUUAACAAGCGCAUUCAAAAACCUGCCGCCUCAUCCGCUUUUAGCGUUAACGAGGAUUCAAUAAAUAGUUUGACAGGAAUCGGAUUCUGCACGUUCAAUGAGGUACCACAUCCUUCUUUACAAACGACACAACGUCCUACAAGUGUGUCUACAGGCAGCAAACCGAAAGAGACGUCUCUUGUUGAUUCAACUAGACCUAACCUACGGAGCCACAACGUUGAUAUGAGAAGCAUCACUACAUCCACUACAGCACGAAAUGCACUUUCAGACCAAACAGCAAACCACACUCAGUCCAAAUCAGGCAGUUUACAAGGACAACUAGAGAGAGGAUCAGUGCAAUCAAUCCACUCACACACAGACAGGGAAGGUUAUCUUUCACCAACAAACGACUGCUCCAGAACAAUAAAAUCUACAGACAUCCCAUUCAUACAUCCUACAACAAAAGAAGUGUGCAGCUUGACGUCCGCCCCCCAAAGUGUUGCCCUGCGGUCUGGUGACGAGCGUCUCAUGAGUGUGAGGUCGUUUGGUGUUGGAAGCAUCCCAGACACAGUGAUGGGAUCAGGGCGCAGCUUGACGUCCGCCCCCCAAAGUGUUGCCCUGCAGCCUGGUGACGAGCGUCUCAUGAGUGUGAGGUCGUUUGGUGUUGGAAGCAUCCCAGACACAGUGAUGGGAUCAGGGCGCAGCU
Molecule: messenger RNA, 1462 nt
Organism: Trypanosoma rangeli
Lineage: Eukaryota; Euglenozoa; Kinetoplastea; Trypanosomatida; Trypanosomatidae
Exons: 1
Source: RefSeq, a predicted model, not a curated record